AUGUCACUGCGCGUCCUCUCGUCGCCCUUGAGGCGGUGCCUCCUCACCAACAAGGUCCUGCCGUGCGAGAUGAUGGUCCGCUUCGAGCUCGCCCGGCCGCCCAGCACUUCGACCUCGAGCAACUCGCGACUCGUUCUUCAGCCAUCGCGCGUUCUCCAUCCCCGGUUCGAGGACCGCCUCUCGCGACAAGGCUCGACGGGCAAGGCCAUGUGGGUCACGUGCUGGGCCGAAGCUGUCGCCGUCCUCGCGCAAAAGGGCUCGUACAAGCGUCUCAACUCGUCCGCCGUCAUGCUCCCUCCACGAGCCGUCACGGCGCACGUCCACUCGCUCCUCGCGCGGCGCGUCGCCCACGAGGCAGAGCUCGUCGCCGAGCGCGUCAAAGCGUGGCCGGCGGCGUCGAUCCCGGACGUGCGACGAGCACCGGUGCUGCGCGUGCGGGUAGACGAACUCGAGAGCACGGCGCGCGAGCUCGACGCCGCCGGUCGGCGGCUCGUCGGCGUGCUCGACCUGUCGCCUUUGCCGUCGACGGGCGAGGUCGCCGAUCCUGCGCCUCGAGGACCGUUCAGCUCCAACGUUCCUCUCGCCUCUGCCGCCUCGUCAGCCCGCCGUUACCACCUCCCGACCUUCCUCACCGGCCUCGUCCUUCCACCUUCCUCCCUUUCUCCUCCCUCACCGACCGCCGACCCGCCCGAUCCCUCAGCUCACCUCCUCGCCCUCACCCGUCACCCACUCGACAGCCUCGUCGACUUUCUCUCGCGCCGCCUCGCCCGCCUCGACUCGACCUCGUCCCCUUCCCCGCCCCCACCGAGCGAGGGCGACCUCUUCGUCCUGUCGGCGCCCAAGGCGUGCGACGACGCGGCGGCGCAGCGCCAGGCCGAGGACCUCGUGCCGCUCGUGCUCGCGCUCGAGCGGUGCAGGAUGUGGAGCGGCGAGGCGUGGGCGGGCGAGAGGGGGGAGGAGGAGGAGAACGCGUCGUGA
This is a messenger RNA of Rhodotorula graminis WP1, 978 nucleotides long. RefSeq lists its product as uncharacterized. The coding region runs from base 1 to 978 and encodes 325 amino acids. The record is from RefSeq and is a predicted model, not a curated record. The transcript has 4 exons. NCBI's taxonomy places the organism in Eukaryota, Fungi, Basidiomycota, Microbotryomycetes, Sporidiobolales, Sporidiobolaceae.